AUGCAGCAAAACACUGGCAUAAGACCGCCUCCUCAACGGAGAAACCCACCUCGAUACAACCCUCAACACCCCUACCUUCAGAAAACAAGCAGUGGAAAAGGCUGUUGCCUCAAAUGUUUAUGCUGUUGUUGCUGCACCCUCUUCAUUUUAAUCUUCAUUCUCGUCAUUGCAGCCUACAUUGUUUAUGCCACCUAUAAACCUGAGGUUCCCAAAUACAAAAUUGACAAAGUCCAGGUGAAUUCCUUCAACAUUCUUCCGGAUUUCAGCCUGGAUACUCAAAUAACCGCAUUUGUUAAAGCUGAUAAUCCUAAUGACCAUUUAGGCUUCAAAUAUGGCAAACAAAGCUCGGUGACAGUUAAAUACACAGGCGCAACUCUUUGUUCAGGCAAACUUCCUGCAUUUACUCAACCCAAAGAUAAUAAAACCACAAUCAAGAUUGCAUUGCGGGGGCAGACAGAGGUUGAUUCAAAGCUUCAAAAAUCUCUACAGGAAGAUAAGAAAGCAGGGAAAAUCCCCUUGUUGAUUAUGAUAAAAGCACCUGUCACGGUUGUGCUUGAAACGGUUCCAUUGAGAGAAAUUGUAGCUAAAAUUAACUGCUCUGUGAUUGUUGAUAGCUUGGCGGCUGACAAGCCAAGAACCCACAGCCAGUUUUGGUUCAAACCCUGA
Molecule: messenger RNA, 666 nt
Organism: Mangifera indica (mango)
Lineage: Eukaryota; Viridiplantae; Streptophyta; Magnoliopsida; Sapindales; Anacardiaceae
Product: NDR1/HIN1-like protein 6
Exons: 2
Coding region: 1-666 (221 amino acids)
Cellular component (GO): plasma membrane
Source: RefSeq, a predicted model, not a curated record